Molecule: messenger RNA, 7321 nt
Organism: Dendronephthya gigantea
Lineage: Eukaryota; Metazoa; Cnidaria; Anthozoa; Malacalcyonacea; Nephtheidae
Product: pericentriolar material 1 protein-like
Exons: 50
Coding region: 158-6286 (2042 amino acids)
Biological process (GO): protein localization to centrosome; centrosome cycle; microtubule anchoring at centrosome
Cellular component (GO): centrosome; ciliary basal body; centriolar satellite
Source: RefSeq, a predicted model, not a curated record
AUACCUUGAGUUUAUGGCGGGUACUUCUUGCUAUAUGCCAAUUCUUCUAUUUUGCAGAGAAAACGUAUUACAAACAGCAUGUGAUAUUUUUUGAAAUAUUGUUGCUGCACACAGUUAUUUCCCCACCUAAAAUAAGAAGAGAUAAGAAAUUUCCAAGAUGGCAUCAGGUGGUUCACCAUAUGAUGAGUAUAAAGCAAGAAAUUCUGACUACAAGCCAAAGAGCAAUAGGAAACCACCAAGAUAUGGCACUAGCUUUGAAACAGAACUUAGUCUGAAUUCUGAACUUCAAAGGAGUGAAAGCGAGGAACGAAGAUCGUUACCAAACAAUUUGUCAUGGACUGGUGGUGAAGGGUCCAGGGGAAAGAAACCAUCAAGAACUAAAAGUUCACCAGGUGAUCAGUUUUCAUCAGAUAGUUCACCAGCAAGGCUUGCACGGAAGAAACACACUCCAGCAACACUUCCUAGAACAAAAUUUUCUUCAUCUUCAACUGGUACAGCUCAACACCGUGCAAUGGAUAAACUGAAGCAACACCUUACAUUCACUAGUGAAGACGAGAUACAGCAUCGUGAAGAACAACUGUCUCGACAAGCCCAAGCUCCCGUAGUCGACCUCCCUGUUCCUGUGAACAAUGAAAGAAAUCUUCAUCACCAGCAAUCAUUAUCAGCACCACGAAAUGACGAGAGGAAUGGUGGGAGUCCCUUACAAUUUGCUAAAGCCACUAAUCCUUCCAAUCCACCUGCGGACCAAAGCAGAGUUGUUGACAAACUAAAGCAAGUUCGGGGAUACCUGAGACAAGCCACUUCUCUUUAUAUUGCUUUAAGCAGUAAAUCUACUUCCCCAGAUGAAGCAACCGAUGAGGAUUUGGAGCAAUUAGACAAACUGGCGAAACUAAUUCGGGAUCUUAAAGCUCAGGAGAAAGCUUACGUCGAUUUCGUACAGAGAAGCAUUGCCACACAUGGAGAAUCAUCCAUUAACAACACACCUUCAACAAGUGUGAUUUCACUUGAUGGCGAUGACCAGAACGAUGCUGUAUCAGAUCAGAGUGAAGACUUGGAAGGAUUACGUCAGCAACAUGCUCUAUUGCGGCAGAUGGUAGAACAGCAAAAACAGUUGAAAGAACUUCAAGAAAGACAAAAUGCGUUGCUAGAUCUUCAGCGUCAUGCAGAGAAUCAGUUAAAAGAAGCUGAAGCAGAGGGAAGGCGUAUUACAAGUUUAAUGAAUGGACAUACAGUCGAAAAUGAAAGUGCUAGUGGUAGAAGUAGAAGCAACACUGAGAGAUCAGAUGAUUCUCGCUCUUCCCAGCCUGCUGCUGUUGGAUCUGCGAGUAAUAUGCGAGGAGCAACUGGUUUACUCCACGCCAGCAGAGAGCAGGCGCAACCCAACAGAAAAUCCUCUAAUGAACAAAAACCUGAAAACUUUAAGAAUCGAAGAUUACCUGAACGGGCUGCUUGGGUUGCGGAAUCUACCGGUUCACUUACCCCAGACAAUGAGGCCCAAGCCUUGGCUACAGCAGAUGCUGCUCAAGAAAGACUCGAACUCGAAAGUAAAUUGAUGGAUUUACAAGCUAAAAAAGAGCAAAUGGAUGCGCUUGUUCAACAGUUGCACCAGUUAAGAGAAAUGCAACUGGGAAAAGAAAUCGCGUUGCCACAAGAGAGGAGUGUGAACGAGACCACUGAGAAUGGGGACGACGACGUGCCGUUAGCCACAAAAUCUGCAAAAGAUACUGGAGAUAAUGUUGAUGAUGAAAAGAUAUUGGAAGCCUUGCAGCUUCACAGAAAACUAAGGAAACUUCAAGACGUGAGAGAUAAACUUGAAAGACUUAAAGAACUCUUUGACGAACAACAAGAACAGUCUGAAGCUGAAAGUGAGACGGUAACUAGAGUGAACAGAGCACAACGUGUGCAACAGCCAAGGGAGAGUCGAGGUGCUGAAUCUCAACCAAGCGGUUCUAAUCCUGAUGUUGGUGCUGAAUUGGAUGAUAUGCUUCCUGCUGGUAACAUUGAUUGGAUGUUAAAUUCUGGCAUCGAUGAUCCUGAAUUAUUGGAUAAACUAAGGCAAGUGAAGGCGGCGAAAGAGAGAGUUGCUAACCUCAAGCAACGAAAUGAGCAAAAUAACGUUGUACAGCCCCAUGGUAGAGCCGAAGGUGCUGCAAGUUUAGCACAAGCUGUUGCAGCUGAAGAUGGAGGAGACUCCGCCGCUCAAACAGACAACGAGACUACUGCCUCUGUAUCCAGCUCCCUUAUGUGGCAAGAAGAUCCUGAGUUCCAAGAGAAACUUCGGAAGUUGAAUGCUGCUCGAAAGAAACUCAAAAAAUUGCAAGAACUUGUUAAAAAAACAGAAGAGCUUCCAGUAGGUCCAAAUGGUAGACCAUACCUACCUGCAGGCAUUGUAGAAAUGAAUUUCAGUACAGAUGAAGAUGAAGGAGAAGGAGAAGACGAGGAGGAUGAGUCAACUGCAGCUGAAGGUGUAGAUGGUGAUGGUACAAAUGAUGGACGAGAUAGUGAAGAAGAUGCAACAAGUGAAACAUUAGUACAAGAAGAGGCUAGUCAUGCGCAUAGAGGGCAGCAAGAUGAUGGCUAUGGGGAUAGUGAACAAGAAUACAUGGAUAAAUUAACACGACAGCGUGCUGCAUUGAGUCAGCUUCUGGCCGAGAAACAGAAGUUAUUAGAAACACAAGAACAUUUGAAGAGACUGCGACAGAAUGACGCCAUGACACAAACUCGACAGCCAGACCGAAAUAAGCCACUGGAUACAUUCAUUCACAACGCGACAGAAGCUAGCACAUCGCGACAAGGUGUGACUGCGGAUUCUGGUACGCAGACAAUGGUGUCUUCGGAACCAAGAUCUGAUAAGUACCAUGAGCCAGGUACAUCCGCUUCAAACACGUUGUUAUGGCGGGAGUUACGACGACAACGUGAGCUACAAGAACAGAAAUUAAAGAAACGAAAAGAAAGAUUAUUGUUAGAACGAAAAGGGCGAAGAUCUGGAUUAGAAAAUGCUUCAGAGGAUGAAGGUUUUGGUCGUAGUACAUUAAGUGCAGAUAUUACUACAGCAACAUGGGGUGGUUCAACACAAAUGAGUAGCACUCAAAAUGACUCUGCCGUAUCUGAAGGAUCGUCACAUGAUAGUGAUGAAGAGAUCUUAGUGGAGGUUGAAGACGACGGGUCGGAUGGUAUUGUUCAGGCUGAAGAGGAAGAGGAGGCGAAUUCUGAAGUUGAUAUUUAUCCAACAACAUCCACCGCUAACCGAAAGCAAGCUCCAAAAAGCGGAGUAAAGCAGAAUGCAAGCCAGAAACGUUUGUUAUUUGAAGGAUUACGCAAACAAGACUUAGAAAGGCAUGAAAGAUUUAAAGGGUGGCAAAACUCAUUGUUCCCGUCUGGAAAUAAGAGAGGUGCUAAAAAACCGCAGCGUUUCUCCAAUCACGAGGAACUUACUGAAGAGGAAAUGUACAAUGCCCGGGAAAGGUCAAUGUGGGAAAGGCAAUGUGACGUUUUGCAAGGACAGUUAGAGAACACCACUUCACUUUGCAAUACAUUAUUACGAGACCAGCAAACGCUCAUAUCUGUUCUUUUAAAUCGCGGAGAAACACCUCAGCCUUCAACAUUUGGUCCAAAUUCUUUCAAUCAGUAUCAACAACGACAACAAGAUGCAUUACAAGGGAUUCAGAACUAUUUCGAACAACAACGUUUCCUUGUACAACAACAACAAAUGCUGCAGAAUCUCACUGAGUGCUACUCACAGAUGCAACAACAACAUGAAGACAUGUUGCAUUUACAACAAAGUUUUGAACAAUUGUUCACACAUCCCAACCCGGAAUCCGAAGGACUGACUCCAAAUGCCAGACCCUCAGCAACACCAAACGCACCACCGUCCACGUUAGCGGAUAGUCGCGCUUCCAACUCGUUUAGUUUCCAACCAUCUACAUCCUUAAAUUAUCGCCCCCAGGACUCUGUGCGUGAAACUCCUCCACCGUCACCGUUUACGACUUCACAGGCCCAGCCGUCAGUUGAACGCCACGUCGCUACAGCGUAUUCUUCAGCGUCUCAGCAGCGUCGUUAUCCAUCUGUAUCGUUCCCUUGGCUACCAGGACUGCGAAAUAGACAAUUCCAGUUUGUAGGAAGCACCAACCCCGACACAGGUGUUCCAAGUCCUGAAGCAAGCGCCAGUCAAGUGCACAAUCAAGUACGAGGUCCUGUUACACCUGUUUCAGCACGAGUUGUAAGUGCCACCAAUACCAGAGCUGGAAAUCCAACGAGUGCUUACAACCCUACGACUUACAGUGAUUCUCAAGCAAUUGGUAGUGGUAGUGGUAAUGUUGUGGUUGGUAAACAGUUUCCUACUCCCCUACGUGCUACAGCUGCAGCGCAGUUGGCCGAGCAAGAUAAAUCAAAUUGGCGUGGAGUGAAGAGAAGAAGACAAGAGGAUAAAAUGGAAACGGACUCUAUUUCAUCUCAUCAAUCAAGUUUGCCCGGGGAUUCGGAAAAGCCCGGGACGGAAUCUGAUGCUCAAAGUGAUUACUCCUUGUUUGAAGCUCUCCGCGACUCAAUUUACGCUGAAGUUGCGACUCUUAUAUCACAGAACGAAUCCAGACCACAUUUCUUGAUUGAACUGUUCCGGGAACUACAACUCCUGGGUUCAGACUAUCUACGACAGCGUGCGCUGUAUUCCUUGAGAGAUUUGGUUACUCGCUUCUUAAAGGACGACCCUCCUGGAGGAACAAUUGAGUCUGCAAUGGGUGCAUACUCUUGGCUUGCAUCAGCAUCAGAGCAGACACCCAGUGAAAGCGCUGGUUUCUCAGAGACCGACCAAGAUCAGGAUAAAACGAAAGUGCCUGAAAUCUCGACACAAGGUAUCUACGACUAUGUUGAAGCAGUGGACUCGGGAAGUUCAUUAUCCACACCAAAUAGCGGCAACCAUGAACCUUUUGCAUCCGAAUUUCUUGGUGAAACAGUUAUUCACUUGGACAAGGCUCUGAAAUCAAUGCGGGAACGUGGUGAGUCGGAAUGUUCCAGCGCUACAGGAAAUGAAGGCGCAACUGCCGUUGGACAAGGCGAAACAAGCUCCGCUGGUGAUGUAGCGAGUGAAUCUUCACUACCAGAUAUACAAUAUCCAAAGAUUGAUACUCAAGCAUUGGAUCGUCAAAUAAAGAAGAUUAUGGCGAAAGUCAUACCGUGUUUGGAUGAUCACAUGGAAGACACGUGCUCGGUAGAAUUGCUGGAGUAUAUAAGAAAAAUGGUUAUGGGUAUGCUACAAGAAAAAAACGAAGCAAAAGAAUUUAGCAGAUUCUUCCACAAGCAGUUGGAAUCUAUAUUACAAGAUUCUCUUGCAAAAUUUAUUGGGAAACGUAUGAAAGACUGCGGUGAAGAUCUGUUAGUGGAUAUUUCAGAAAUACUUUUCAACGAACUGGCAUUUUACAAACUGAUGCAGGAACUUGAUGGAGGAGCAAAGGCUAAAUUUUUCAACAGAGAACAGAAAUAUAGAAUGGAAAAUGCGGCAGCUCGUAAAAACUCAUCCCAGGAAGAAAAGACUGUGGAAACCAGCCGAAACACAACAGAAGUGACAGACGAUAAUGAAGUCCUUGUGGAGAACGAGAAUGCUGAAGACCAGGAGGAUGAAGGUUCCUCUAGUUCAUCGUCAGAAUGGCAGGUUGUUGAUGAAACAUCUGAGGAUAAACCACAGGAUAUGAUAUCACGUGAACAGCUUGAGCGAGAUGAAGAAACGUUAGGACGAGAUAGAGAUGAUGCUAUGGCUGUAGAGUUUGAUGAACCCACCCAAGCAGAAGCUGCCGACACAGAAUCAUCUCAGUGUAUCAAAGUUGUUGAACUUUCUAUGAGUGAAUCGAGACCACUGGCAAGUGACGAUGAAGAGGAGAGCGAAGUGGACAUAGCUGGUGAUGGUAAUGAGAAUGAAGAGAAUGCUGAAGGUGCAGUGUGGAAUGCAAGUGUGGCAAAUGGAAAUCAAGGAGCUCAUAACAACAUGUUAUCAAGUCAAAUGGCUGCUGAUAAUGGAGCUGAGGCAGUUGCAGAGGAUGAGGAAGGUGCAACUGGCGGUAACGAAAAUAAACAGGAAGAAGACCAAGAUGACGACCUUCCUACAAAGUUCACAGGCUUGACAGAGGCUGAUUUACAAGUAAAGAUUGCAGAGGAACAAAGUCGUAAUGAUGGCAUUCAUGGUAUAGUUGUCUCCAUGGAUAACGGAGAUGAACUUGCAGGAGAUCCCAACGCUAUCCCAGAACCAGAAGGAUCAGCUUUAGUCAAUGGAAAUCUUGACGAGCCUGAAAACUGAACUUUUCACUCCAGUAAUACGUCGUACGAUGGCAUAUCAGACCUUUUGAGAUUAAACUUCUUUAGUAGUGACGUCAUGUUUUAUUUAUUAUCUAUACAUUUUCACAUAUCACGGCAUCAGUACAAUACUGUACAUUGGCCACCUAAAUGUGAACCAAGAGACCAAUUUAUACUUCGGUAACUAAAACAAUGCAACCCAAUUUCUCCUGGCUCAGGUCUAUAAAUCCAGAUUCGUGUAUGCCAAGUGUUAAUUACUGAUCUGAAAGUGAGCUGCAGUAUGGCCGCUAACUUUUAUUCAAAAGCAGAAAGUCAAGUCUGUUGUCAGUAAUUGUCGCCAAUAAAGUAGAUUCGGGUUAGUUUCAUAACUAUUUCAGAAUAGACUGCACAAUUGAGCAUGAGUCGGUUAUCUAAUGUAAUAAACGAGUUCAACAUCAACCAGGGUUGCUUUGUUUUUAACUCCAAAUCUCAAAACCGAAUUGUACUAUCUUUAGUUUGAGCUUUUGUCGUUUUGAGAUUUGCUCUUCAAGCCUGGUUUCCAUAUGACGCCGACGUCGGCAAAGUAGUAUUAUUGUCGGUGAUUAUUGAUGAGUGAAAUCUUUUGUCUUCCUGAAAUCAUUUUCUUCUUGGAUGAUUAUACAUGUCUGUAAUCAUCCAAGGAGAAAAUGAUUUCAGAAAGAUAUCACUCAUGAAUAAUUACCGACAAUAAUACUCUGCCGGCGUCGGCGUCAUAUGGAAACCAGGAUUUAAGCCUGAUUCUCAUAUAUGUCACCGACGGUCGGCGAUGUAUUGUUUGUGGUGGUUGACGAAGAAAAUUUAUACAAAAUAACAAAGCACUUUACUCAUCAGUGAUCACCGACAAUAGCCAUCGCCGACCGUCGGUGACAUGAGAAUCAGGCUUUAGAAGCGGUCUGUUAAGAACUGUAAGAUGUUUGUAUAAUUAGCUAAUUUAUUUUGCAUAAAUAUUUGUUUAGUUACGUGUAAACUCUAUAUUUAGUCAACUAUAUACAAGAGAGUGUGUUAUAAUAUAUUACUUUAA